Messenger RNA from Protobothrops mucrosquamatus (brown spotted pit viper), 543 nucleotides. Its product is annotated as zinc finger and SCAN domain-containing protein 12-like. Lineage: Eukaryota; Metazoa; Chordata; Lepidosauria; Squamata; Viperidae. The annotation marks the transcript as partial. The transcript is spliced from 3 exons. The record is from RefSeq and is a predicted model, not a curated record.
AUGGAGGCAGAAGACCCAACCAGAAAAGUACUUCAUCUUGCUCAGGUGGAGAGCCAGGAGGAAUCGGGCCAGAGGACCAGGCAGAAGAUCUUAGUAGAAAAUAUCCUUCCUUGGGAUGCCCAUCACCAAAAUCUCGGGGAGUUCUACCAGAUGUUUAAGGGACCCCGAGAAGUUUGCAGCCAUCUCCACCGCCUUUGCUUUCAAUGGCUAAAGCCAGAAAUAAACACCAAAGCUCAGAUGCUAGACAUGCUGGUUCUGAAGCAGUUCCUGGCUGUUCUUCCCCCAGAGAUGGCCAAUUGGUUAUGGGAGUGUGGAGCAGAGACCACUUCCCAGGCAGUGGCCCUGGCAGAAGGCUUCCUCCUGAGCCAGGCAGAGGACAAAGAGAAGCAGAGAAGUUCUAAUAAGGUAGAUGUACAAGGUCUCAGGGCAACUGUGGAUUUAUCAGAUCCCUCCCAGAAGAUGCUUUGCAAGGGGAACUCUAAAGAUCAAACUCAGGACAUCUCACCAGGGAUUGAUACGACUUCGGUGGUCUUUGUUAAAAGG